AUGCCUUCCCUCCCCUGGCAAAUCCUGCACCAUCCGCUAGAAGCAAUCAACUUCCUCUACUACUUCACCGUACAACUCCUACUUCUCACCCUCCACAGAAUCCUCCUCCCACACUACCCCUACUACCAGUCUUUUCGAACACAGGUCCAGCGAGCAUACCUCGCCUCGACAUCCUUGUGCUUUCCAACUCUGACUCAUCGCCUACCUGCGACAUACACUUUGCAGCAAGCCGCGCGAAUCCACGGAACAGGUUGGAAUGGCUAUGUCACACCUGGGGAUCAAGUCGAUCGGCUCCAUUCGGCUGGCGAUAGCGACGAUGUCGGCAUAGUCUUGUACGCGCAUGGCGGAGGCUACGCCCGCGGCGAGGCUAGGAUGUACUACUGGCACACGAGGCGCUGGAUCGAAGUCGCCAAGGCGAAAGGGCUAGAGGUGAUCUUUGUGAGCGUGGAGUAUCCGCUAAGUGGCAAAGUACCUCACCCAGCCCAGCGAGCAGCUUUCCUAGCUGCCUAUCAUCAUCUCCUCGAGCUGAACAUACCGGCAUCGAAGAUCAUGUUCAUGGGCGACUCGGCCGGUGGUGGCUUAUGCAUCAACGCAGCACUACACGCCCUUGAGACCGGCGUCCCACAGCCUGCCGGAUCGGUUUUGAUAUCGCCGUGGUUGGACAUGUCUCUAUCGGCGUACGAGGGCGGAAAUCAAGCUGUGAUGAGUGAUUUCUUGGUAGCUGCAAAUACAGCAGUCCCUGUUAUGGCCAAUGCAUUCUUGGGACCUUACGCUGCGACGGAUCCGGACGUGAAUCCGCUGUGUCGUCCGCUCGAGCAGAUCAAGAAUCUAAACCCGCAGUUGAUCUUCGUCGGUGGGCCUGAGUUCGCAUUGUCUGACUCGAAAGACUGGGCUCGGCUAUGUCGCGAAGCGGGUGUAAAGCACGAGCUUCAUGUGGGAUGGGGUCAGCUACAUGUUUGGGCUUUGGGCUUGAAGUGGAUUGAGCCCUCGCUACGACGGAAGACAGAGGAGAGGAUUGUAGAUUGGAUGAUUGACUGCAUUCAUCGCAGUAGCAUGAAACCGAGCUAG
This is a messenger RNA of Fulvia fulva, 1068 nucleotides long. RefSeq names its product Esterase. NCBI's taxonomy places the organism in Eukaryota, Fungi, Ascomycota, Dothideomycetes, Mycosphaerellales, Mycosphaerellaceae. The record is from RefSeq and is a predicted model, not a curated record. The transcript has 2 exons. The coding region runs from base 1 to 1068 and encodes 355 amino acids. Gene Ontology annotation, molecular function: hydrolase activity.